Molecule: messenger RNA, 798 nt
Organism: Triticum turgidum subsp. durum (durum wheat)
Lineage: Eukaryota; Viridiplantae; Streptophyta; Magnoliopsida; Poales; Poaceae
Source: the annotation of a GenBank genome assembly
AUGGCUCUGGAGUUGUUGUACACUUCCCUCAUCUGCCUCGCCGCGCUCGCCGGCGGAGCCACCUCCGCUCCUCUGCACUUGCAGUGCCUGGACAACCCGCCGGACCUGACCGCCGCCGGAGCCCAGGCGGGAAAGGUCGUCGAUGACCUGGCCGGCUUCAGGGCCUACGUCACCGGCCCUGUCCACUCCGACCGGGCCAUCGUCCUGGCCUCCGACAUCUUCGGAUUCGAAGCGCCAUUGCUGAGGCAGGCAGCCGACAAAGUUGCUGAAGCUGGAUACUACGUUGUGGUGCCUGAUUUCUUCAAUGGGAAACCUUACACGGGUGACCCAAGUGUAAACAUCACACAGUGGAUAGAUGAUCACUCUCCGGUAAAAGCCGCUCGAGAUGCCAAACCAAUUUUUGCGACCUUGAAAAAAGAGCGAAAAUCUAUUAUUGGAGUUGGGGGAUACUGUUGGGGUGUAGGAAAGUUUGCAGUGGAGAUAGCAAAAAUGGACGAGGUGAAGGCAAUUGUCAUCUCCCAUCCUUCAUCCAUCGUUGUUGAUGAUAUGAGAGAGGUCAAGUGCCCCAUUGAGAUCCUUGGAGCUCAAAAUGACACAACUACACCACAGAAGUUCAUAUAUCAGUUUUUGCAUGCCCUUCGUAAAAGAAGUGAUAAGGCACCUUACUUCGGCAAGAUCUUUCCAGGAGUUGCACAUGGCUUUGCUUGUAGAUACAAUAGCACCGACCCAUUUGCAGUUAGAACAGCUGAACAAGCUCUUGCCCUAAUGCUCGGCUGGUUCAAGAAAUACAUGGAAUAA